AUUUACAUUUCUCCUUAAAUCAUCAAAACCAAAGAUCUUUGCAAAAUCUUUUUCCUUUCUACUGCGAAAACACAACAUAAAUCAUGUGUGGUGGUGCUAUAAUUUCUGAUUUCAUAGCCCCGAACCGGACUUCUCGCCGGCUCACUGCUGAGUUGUUAUGGGGUCGAGCCGAUCUGAGUAUGAAGAAGAAAAAUCCGAGUAAUUUGCGAUCUGAAGUAGUUGAUGACUUCGAGGCUGAUUUUCAGGACUUUAAGGAAUUGUCCGAUGAUGACGAUGUCAAGCCAUUUGCCUUCUCUGCUUCCAAACACUCUACUCGCUCCAAAUCUGUGAAAACUGUUGAUUCAGACAAGGAUGCUGAUAUAUCCUCUAAGAGAAAGAGGAAGAAUCAGUAUAGGGGGAUCAGACAGAGACCUUGGGGUAAGUGGGCAGCUGAAAUCCGUGACCCAAGGAAAGGGGUUCGUGUCUGGUUGGGAACCUUCAAUACUGCAGAAGAAGCUGCCAGAGCUUAUGAUAUUGAGGCUAGGAGGAUCAGAGGCAAGAAAGCUAAGGUGAACUUUCCUGAUGAAGCUCCAGCGCCUGCAUCAAGACACACUGUUAAGGUGAAUCCUCAGAAGGUCCUUCCUAAGGAGAGCCUGGACUCUGUUCAGCCCGACACAACUAUCAUGAACAACGUUGAGGAUGGUGGCUAUUAUGAUUCUUUUGCAUUUUUUGAAGAGAAACCCUCGACAAAGCAGUAUGGAUACGAGGAUAUGAGCAGUGGAGAUUCAGGAUUCGGUUCAUUUGCCCCCUCAGCUGGUGCUGAUAUCUACUUCAACUCUGAUGUAGGAAGUAACUCUUUUGAGUGCUCUGAUUUUGGUUGGGGAGAGCCAUGCUCCAGGACCCCGGAGAUAUCAUCUGUUCUGUCAGCUGCUGUUGAAACUAAUGAAGCUCAAUUUGUUGAAGACGCCAAUCCUCAGAAAAAGCUGAAAUCUUCCACCAACAAUCCCGUUGCUGAUGAUGGAAACACCGUGAACAACCUAUCUGAAGAGCUUUCAGCGUUUGAAUCCCAGAUGAAGUUCCUUCAACUCCCAUAUAUAGAGGGAAACUGGGACGCCGCAUCAGUUGAUACUUUGCUGAAUACAAGUGCAACUCAGGAUGCUGUAAAUGCUAUGGACUUAUGGUCCUUUGAUGAUUUUCCUUCUUUAAUGGGAGGCGUCUUUUAAGUAAACAUGCCUGCCUUGCCUAGUUUUUGUAAAUAAGGCUUCAUGUGAGUGAACUUUGCUAUUUUGUUGCCUCCCAAGAAAGGCUCUUUAUUGAUAUGUUAAUUAAAUCUCUGUUAUGACUUGUUCUUUUAGGUGUGUCUGGUGGUGGAUGAACGAUGAUCCACAGACAACGAUGAUUAAGCCAUGGAUUGUGCGCUCAAUAUGUAUUUGGUGAUAGAGCAGUACAUAGGUAAUUAGGUUUUAAUUAACUACUCAAGAUGUUAAAUUGAAGUUUUAAAUUUGGAAUUUUGGACUUGUAUGAAUGAUGACAAUUGAUGAA
This is a messenger RNA of Lycium ferocissimum, 1521 nucleotides long. RefSeq names its product ethylene-responsive transcription factor RAP2-12-like. The transcript is spliced from 2 exons. Gene Ontology annotation, biological process: regulation of DNA-templated transcription; ethylene-activated signaling pathway. The coding region runs from base 84 to 1202 and encodes 372 amino acids. Gene Ontology annotation, molecular function: DNA-binding transcription factor activity; DNA binding. NCBI's taxonomy places the organism in Eukaryota, Viridiplantae, Streptophyta, Magnoliopsida, Solanales, Solanaceae. The record is from RefSeq and is a predicted model, not a curated record.